Messenger RNA from Vidua macroura (Pin-tailed whydah), 805 nucleotides. RefSeq lists its product as uncharacterized. NCBI's taxonomy places the organism in Eukaryota, Metazoa, Chordata, Aves, Passeriformes, Viduidae. Bases 1 to 798 code for a protein of 265 amino acids. The transcript has 3 exons. The record is from RefSeq and is a predicted model, not a curated record.
AUGGCCAUUUUGGGGGAAUUUGAGGGCGUUUUUGGGAGCAGCACGGCGAAGGGGGCGUGGCCUGGGCCCCCCCGCGCUGCGAAGGGUUUGAAAUCCAACGGCCGUAACGGUCCGCUGGGCCACGCCCCCUCCGGGCCACGCCCUCUCUGGGGCACGCCCUGGACACGCCCCGCCCGCCCCGGGUCCCGCUGCCCCAGUACGGGGACAACUGGGACCAGUACGGGGACAACUGGGACCAGUGUGGGACAACUGGGACCAGUACGGGGAGCACGGGGACCAGUGUGGGACAACUGGGACCAGUACGGGGAGCACGGGGACCAGUACGGGGACAACUGGGACCAGUGUGGGACAACUGGGACCAGUACGGGGAGCACGGGGACCAGUGUGGGACAACUGGGACCAGUGUGGGACAACUGGGACCAGUACAGAGACAACUGGGACCAGUGUGGGACAACUGGGACCAGUGUGGGACAACUGGGACCAGUACAGGGACAACUGGGACCAGUACGGGGACAACUGGGACCAGUACAGAGACAACUGGGACCAGUACAGAGACAACUGGGACCAGUACGGGGACAACUGGGACCAGUGUGGGACAACUGGGACCAGUACAGGGACAACUGGGACCAGUACGGGAAGCGCAGGACCAGUGUGGGACAACUGGGACCAGUACAGGGACAACUGGGACCAUACAGGGACAACUCGGACCAGUACAGGGACAACUGGGACCAGUACGGGGAGCGUGGGGACCAGUGUGGGACAACUGGGACCAAUGUGGGACAACUGGGACCAAUAUAGAGACAAC